Messenger RNA from Alligator mississippiensis (American alligator), 966 nucleotides. Its product is annotated as testis-expressed protein 50-like. The record is from RefSeq and is a predicted model, not a curated record. The transcript has 3 exons. Lineage: Eukaryota; Metazoa; Chordata; Crocodylia; Alligatoridae. Bases 195 to 707 code for a protein of 170 amino acids.
UCCAACAUACGGCCCGCAGGCUGCCAUGUGGCCCGCCAAGCCAUUUUAUCUAGCCUGUGGCAGUAGCGGCGCAGAGCGCGGAGCUGCUGCAGCGGCGGCGGUGGAGUGUGAAGCUGCGGUGGCGGCAGCGGUGGCGGGGCCACAACGAGAAUGGCCUUUGCAUUUGUGGUCGCCCAAGCUGGAGGAGAGUUGGCAUGGAUAUUCUUCCAGAAGAUCUGAAACAAAUGGAGCUUGAAACACAGCUUAUGUCUACUUGCCUGCCCUACCCUUUGGACCAAUUAUCUCUCUACUUUACCAACCUGGAAACAACCAAAGGAUGGAUGGAUAUCCUGUGUAUUAGCAUCAAAGUAGUCCUUUACAUCCUCUGUUCUUUAUCUGUACAGUAUCUAUGGAUCAAAUGGAAGAUGCAUCAAAGAAGUGUUGUGAUGCCCGAAGUAGUAAGUCAGACAUCCACAGUUUCGGUUGCAACAGAACUCUAUGGUGAGCGCACCUCCAAUGUGGACAAAAUGCUGUGGAGACUGUUGGCAAAUACACCCAUGAUGAUGAAAUACCUGAAGCACGUCUGCCACCAUGAAAGGAAAAAAGUCCCACCAUGGCAAUUAAAUAAAAGGAGAAAGGUGGAAGAAACUGAGGAUGAUGAAGAAAUAUUCCCUGCUUGUCCUUAUAACCACUGCUCCAGUGUGGACACUGUGAUGCAGGAAGUGUAAAUGGAACAAGGGCCCCUCCUUCUCUAAAAAUCAUAUUUUUAUGCUCUGAUAGUUGUUCUCCAAAUUCUUUACAUGGAUGUUUUUAAGGAAGUCAGUGGGGGCACUAAAUAGAAAUCAAUGGCUGUGUGUUUGAACUGUUCACCUAAUGAUCUAAUGUCAUCUAAUGAUGACAAUUGCAAAGUUGAAUUCUGUCAUGGACAGAGGAGAAUGGGAGGAGGGAAGCAAAAUGGCCUAAUUAAAAACAAAUGUUUGAACACUC